GGCUGAUGAGAUAUAAAGCAGGAGACCUCGGCACAUGAAGACAUAACUCAUCCUUGCAUGUGUUGAAACUGAAGAUUAAUCAAGUCCUCUGCAGGUGGUCACAUAUUUGACUGAAAAUGACGUUUUGCUUUGGACUUCAGACUUGUGGCUCCAAGAGCUCAUGGAUCAGCUUGACCUUUCUUUUCUCAAUGCUGUGCAUGUGGUCUAGUGUGGACUGCUGGUCCUACGUCUACUCAAACAAAACCAUGACCUGGCAGAAAGCUCGGAUAUGGUGCCAGACUCACUACACAGACAUGGUGGCCAUCCAGAAUCAGGAGGAGAUCGAAUACCUCAAAAGGACGCUGCCCAAGAAAAACACCUACUACUGGAUCGGGAUCCGCAAGCUCAAUAACGUGUGGACGUGGGUCGGGACCAACAAGGCUCUGACAGAAGAGGCAAGCAACUGGGCAGAAGGGGAGCCUAAUAAUGGAAAGAAUGGGAAGAUCCCAGGGAGGAAUGAGGAUUGUGUGGAGAUGUACAUUAAAAGAGAUAAAGAGCCAGGAAAGUGGAACGAUGAGAGGUGUAUAAGACAAAAAACAGCUCUCUGUUACACUGCUGCAUGCAAGAAUGACUCCUGCAUCCAUGGAGAGUGUGUGGAAACCAUCAACAGCCACAAGUGUGACUGCUAUGAAGGCUUUUAUGGAGAGAAGUGCGAGCAUGCUGUCAGGUGUAACAAAACUGAGGUGACCGUCCCGUAUAAAGGCAGCGUUAGCUGUACUCACCAGUAUGGAGACUUCUCUUUCAACUCAUCAUGCCAGUAUUCCUGUGAGGAAGGGUACCAGCUGAGUACACAGAGACCCCUGAUAUGCACAGCCUCUAGGGAGUGGUCGGAACAGCCUCCUACAUGUGAAUUGGCUCAGUGUCAGAAGCUGUCCCCUCCACCAAGAGGAUCCAUGCAGUGCUCUGAUCCUCUGAGCCCCAACAGCUACAGCUCCACCUGUGUGUUCACCUGUAAUGAAGGUUAUGCUCUUGCCGGUUCCUCCUCCAACACUCUGCAAUGUGAAGGGUUGGGAAAUUGGAACGACUCAGUGCCAUAUUGUGUUGCUAUCCGGUGUUCUGGACUCACGCAGCUAGAGAAUGGAGUUGUCAGCUGUGGAGACGAUGCAGACAUGAGGUUCAGCUACGGAAACACCUGCAGCUUCAGCUGUGCCCCCGGCUACUAUUUGGUGGGGCCGAGCAGGAUGACAUGCACAUCAGCAGCAGAGUGGAGUGAGAGGAUGCCUCGCUGUGAAGCCAUCACUUGCAGUAAUCCAGAGGGAGACGCUCAGCUGAUCACAAAGUGCAGCCAGUCUGUGACUGAUCUGAAGCCAGACUCCACCUGCAGCUUCAGCUGUGAAGCAGGCUACGAACUGCAGGGAGCAAAAACUAUCAAGUGUUCAGAAGAGGGACAGUGGAGCACAGCCAUACCUACCUGCAUAGCAUUAACAUGUCCUGCUCCGGAGAUUCCAGUAAAUGGCCAGAUGAGCUGCAGCCCCUAUCAGUCUUCGCGUUUUUCUGCCCUGAGCCACCACCCUCUUGGUGUGGUCUGCAAAUUCAACUGUGAUGAAGGCCAUGAGCUUCAGGGUGCAUCCAGCAUGCAGUGUACACAUUCAGGCCAGUGGAGCUCCUCACCACCAACCUGCACAGCAGUGGCGUGCCCAUUGCUUAAAACUCCUGAAAACGGGCAAAUCAACUGCUCCAGCAGUGAGCAAGUCUACAACACUCAAUGCUCCUUCACAUGCAAUCAAGGCUACUCAUUAGACGGACAUGACCUGCUGAUAUGUGAUCGUCAUGGCAACUGGAUAGGAGAGCAACCCAGCUGCAAAGAACUUUCUCCAGCACCUCAGAUCACUGCCAUCGCCUCUGGUUUGGCCGCAGGAGGAACUGUCUUAUCCGGUCUGUCCCUGGCAAUGUGGAUCCUGAAACGACUGAAGCAGAAAGCCAACAAGUUUGAGCUGAACAGCAACUCUGAGAUCGAGCCUCCUCCACAGGUCUACAAAAACAGCAUCGAAAGCCUCAUCUAGAACGACAACAUUACCCACAUUUCCAACAUCUAUACAAUCCAAUCUAUAUCAGCAGGAUAAGAACAGAAAGACGUUUUUUAAGCUGUCACAUUUGUUUUUCUCCAUUAUACAUUGUUGAACCAAGAUGUGCUUUAUCGUGUAAAUCAGACAUUUAUUUCCUCCCUGUGGGAGUUUACAUUAAAAACAUUGUUAUUCAGUUUUAUGAACAUGCUGGAAAAGUGGCUCUCUCUGUGUUGUUGUAGAUACUUGAUGUGUUGCUCAGAGACCAUUUCACAGAAGAAAUGUGACUAAAUUCAUUUUAUUCAUUCCGGUAUUUAUGUACUAUUUAUUCAACAAGUAACAUUAUAUUCAUAUGUAUUUCUGUGUGUAAAGUGGUGCUGAUUUAUGUUCAUAAUAAAGCUUUAAACUGA
Cheilinus undulatus (humphead wrasse) is the source of this 2452-nucleotide messenger RNA. It is a transcript of the gene sele, whose product is annotated as selectin E. Bases 117 to 2042 code for a protein of 641 amino acids. Gene Ontology annotation, cellular component: membrane. The record is from RefSeq and is a predicted model, not a curated record. Lineage: Eukaryota; Metazoa; Chordata; Actinopteri; Labriformes; Labridae. Gene Ontology annotation, biological process: cell adhesion. The transcript has 12 exons.